AUGGUGUCUGCCCUCGGACAACUGUUUCAAAGUCCUCUACUCACUGCCGCUAUUUUCAUCAUGGGCAUCGGUGGCACUUUCCAGUUUGGAUUCCAGCUUGUCGUCCAUAACGCCCCAUCCCCUUACAUUAAGGAGUUGGUGAACGUGACUUGCACCGAGAGGUACGGCCUCAACCUGCCGCCGUGGCAACUGUCAAUCAUCUGGUCGUUUGUGGUGUCGGCCUUCAGCAUCGGCGGACUGAUAGGCGCGCUCAGUGCUGGACGACUGGCGGACAAGUACGGCAGGAAGACAUGCCUGCUGUGGAAUAACCUGCUGGCCAUAGCAGGGGCCGUCCUGAUGGUGCUCAGCAAAACAGCCGUGUCCUUUGAGAUGAUAAUGGCCGCCAGGUUAAUCUACGGUGUUAACGCAGGCAUUGGCCUGACGGUGCACUGCAUAUAUCUGCCUGAGUGCUCCCCCAAGAAGCUGCAGGCCAUGAUGGGCUUCUUUUCGACAACCUUCAUCUCCGUUGGCAUUUUGAUGGGCCAAAUCCUGGGCCUCAGUGAGGUGCUGGGGACGGAGGAGCGUUGGCCGUGGCUGUUGGGGUUCAGCGGGGCGGUGGCAGUGCUGCAGAUGGUGACGCUGCCCUUCCUGCCGGAGUCGCCCCGAUUCCUGCUCACCAGCAAGGGGGACCCACAGGCCUGCGAACAGGCGAUGAAGCGUCUGUGGGGGCCAAAGGUGGACCACAGUGGGGACCUGGCUGACAUGCGCGAUGAGGCGGCUGUGAUCAGUGGUGUGCAGAUGAAGGGCAUCUUAGACCUCUUCAGGAAGCGCUCCCUACGCUGGCAACUCACCACCAUCAUCUGGCUCACGAUUACACUGGAAUUGUGUGGCAUCAAUGCCGUGUUCCUCUACUUGUUUGAUGUGUUAGCGAAGGCAGGUAUCCCUCCACAUCAGCUGAGUUACGCGGCCCUGGGGACUGGCCUUUGUGAGGUCGCCACUAGCGUCAUCUCUGCAAUUGUUAUUGAGCGCACAGGCAAGAAGGUGCUCCUCAUGGGGGGAUUCUUUGGGAUGGGCGCUACUCUGACACUACUCACAGUUACCCUCUACCUGCAGACCAUCCUGUGGUGGAUGUCUUACUGCAGUUUGAUCCUCAUCUUCAUCUUCAUCGUCUUCUUCAACUGUGGACCAGCUGGUAUCACCGUCCCCCUGGCUGGCGAGCUCUUUAACCAGUCCUUCAAGGCAGCUGCAUUCACCAUCAACACCGCCAUCAACUGGACUUUUCAGUUUCUCGUUUCCAUGACCUUCCCACUCAUUGUGGAACACCUCGACUACCUGUGUUUCAUCAUCUUCUUGACGUGCUGUUUCUCCACGGGCCUCUUUGUGCGCUUCAACGUUCCGGAGACACGGAACCUCACCGUUUUGGAAAUCGCCGCCGAGUACGACCGGCUGCACAACAGACGCGGACGAGGGCCUGCAGCCUCAGAGAACGAGAAGCACACUCCCCCGUCACCUGCACCCUCAGAGAACGAGAAGCACACUCCCCCGUCACCUGCACCAGUGUUCAACCACAUGCACUCAUCAGUGGACCAUCUUGUUCAAAUAACAUGGCUCUGA
Engraulis encrasicolus (European anchovy) is the source of this 1593-nucleotide messenger RNA. RefSeq names its product solute carrier family 2, facilitated glucose transporter member 11-like. Gene Ontology annotation, biological process: monosaccharide transmembrane transport. Gene Ontology annotation, cellular component: plasma membrane. Gene Ontology annotation, molecular function: hexose transmembrane transporter activity. Bases 1 to 1593 code for a protein of 530 amino acids. The transcript has 12 exons. The record is from RefSeq and is a predicted model, not a curated record. Lineage: Eukaryota; Metazoa; Chordata; Actinopteri; Clupeiformes; Engraulidae.